Molecule: messenger RNA, 1402 nt
Organism: Ceratosolen solmsi marchali
Lineage: Eukaryota; Metazoa; Arthropoda; Insecta; Hymenoptera; Agaonidae
Gene: Smyd3
Product: SET and MYND domain containing, class 3
Exons: 6
Coding region: 52-1353 (433 amino acids)
Cellular component (GO): nucleus
Molecular function (GO): protein binding
Source: RefSeq, a predicted model, not a curated record
UUUUUUUUUUUUUUUCUUCGAUACCGCUUACAAAUUCUGAAUAGCGAGGUAAUGCAGAUUAAAAGAGGAGACAUUAUUUUACGUUCUAAACCAUUUGCCUAUGUUUUAAGCUCCAAAUACAAGGAUAACCGUUGCAAUUGUUGUUUUAAGUGUGGAAAACUUCAGAAAUGCUCAGGCUGCCAAUAUGUUUAUUAUUGUGACCGUUCUUGUCAAAGAGAAUCAUGGAAUAUCCACAAGUACGAAUGUGCGAAUUUAAAAAAAAUUUUACCACGAAUUGUGCCGGAUGCCGUACUAUUAGUAGCCCGAGUCAUAUUAACACUUCAAGUGGGUGAAAAGAAGAAAGAAUGUUAUGCGGAUGAUUUGUAUAGGGGAUAUAAUGAUUUGAUGUCCCAUUUGACGAAUAUCGAAAAGGAUUAUGAGAGAGUCGAACAUUGUAUUACUAUUCAUAAUGUUUUAGAUGACUUUAUGAGCGGAGAACGGAAAUUAAAUUUGCAAGAAAUUUUAGAAAUUUAUGGAAAAAUUUGCGUUAAUUCGUAUAAUAUAUUGGAUGCUGAAAUGCAAAGUAUCGGUGUCGGUAUUUAUUUAGCUCCUUCUGUAAUAGAUCACAAUUGUAAACCAAAUGCGGUCGCUGCGUUUGAGGGCCCGAUUAUCAUAAUCAGGGCUCUGGAAGAUAUUUCAACUAGAGAUUGGUCAAAAAUACAUAUUUCAUAUAUUGAUAUAUUAAAUACCACGAUCGAUAGGCGUACGGAACUUCAAAAGACCUAUUACUUUCUGUGCGAAUGCGAAAGAUGUAACGAGCCUGAAAUGUUUGCGACGGCGGCAAUUUGUUCUUACUGUAAGGAUAAAUGUAACAUUGAGGAGGAUACUUGUCGAGUCUGCGAUAAAGAAAUUUCUCAUGCUUUUAAAGAAAAAUUCAACAAAGUUAGUGAUUUCACUAGGCAUCAGCUGGAAUCCAUGAAGAAUGUAGUUGAUCUUGAGAUUAAUAAAACAUGCUUGAAAGAACAAACGGACAUAUUUCAUCCUUUGAAUAUUCUGCAUAUUCGAACUAUGGAAUCGACCUUAGACGUUGCCAUUGAAUCAGGCCACUGGCAAGAAGCUUCUCUUUUUGGUAUUAAACUAUUGCCAGGAUAUUUAUAUUAUUAUGGAGAGUUCCAUCCGCUUACUGGCUUAUUGUAUUUUAAGAUAGGAAAAAUACAAUUGUAUUUGGGGCAGGAGGAAGCAGCUUUAAAAAUGCUAAUGGAAGCUUAUAAAAUUCUUAAAGUUACGCAUGGAGACGAACACUCCCUGAUCAACGAACAAUUAAAGCCACUUAUUUGUCAAGCUUGCGAAGAGCCAGCAGUGAGAAACGCUUAAUGUACAUAAUAUCCAAAUGUAAAUUAAUCCUCGAUCGACCUUAGAUUGA